UCAUUAUCACUUUAUUUUUGGUUUCAUGAAUAUAAAAAUGGGGUGAAAGCAGUAGGAGGUCUGGUUCCAGGACUCAGGACAGCGACGGCAGGUGUCGUCGUCGUCGUCGUCUAGGAGACCAAGAGCAAGGCCCGCGCGGGAGCAGGGCAGUCCGCCAUGUCUGAUUGGCAGGCAGCCCUCCGCCCGCCCUCCUCAGGCCCCUCAGAUCGGGGAACUCUAAGGGCUGGAGGCGGAGGCCCGGGCCUCCCGGAGCAACCCAGCUCUGGUGAAAAGCAGACCCAGGGAGCGGGUGGAGUUACCAGAGCCGGCGAUGUGGGACGCCGUCGGCCCAUGGCGCCGCCGGCGCAUGCGUAUCGGGGACCCGAAGCCAGCGCGGCGCGGUCGCCAUUGCGGGAAGGCUGUCGUCAGAGCCGGCCUAGCCGGCGGCUGGUCCAGCCCCAGGGGCCCAGGCACCUGGCGCCAUUGGCUUAGACAUCAGGGCCCUCAGCACCCUCUCCCGCCCGGGUCGGGACUGGCGGCGGCGACAGGGAGGCGGCGUCGUCAGGGGGCGGAGCCUCCCGGAGCGCCCUUUGUCCGAGGCGGCUGUUAUGCCUUCUCAGAAUGCUGUUCCUUCUCAGGAAGGGACCACGAAGAGGAAAGAAAUGAAUGCUGGAUCACAGAUAGUCAGGUCCCAGGAAUCACUGACAUUCCAGGAUGUGGCUGUGGACUUCACCAGAGAGGAGUGGGACCAACUGUACCCUGCUCAGAAGAGCCUCUACCGAGAUGUGAUGCUGGAGAACUACAGGAAUCUAGUUGCACUAGGGCAUCAACUUUAUAAACCAGAGGUAAUUGCUCAAUUGGAGCAAGAGGAGCAGUGGAUGCUAGAAAGAAACAGCCCACUGGACACUCAUCCAGACAGGAAGAACCAACCUGAAAUAAAAAAGUCAACUCUAAACCAGAAUAUUUCUGAUGGAAAUCCAACCUGUGACAUGAUAAUGGAGAGACUAACAGGAGACAGCUUCUGGUACUCCAUCCUAGGAGGACUCUGGGACUUUGAUUACCAAUUAGAGUUUAACCAAGAAAACCAGCAGAAACAUUUAGGACAACUAUCUCUCACUCACAAGAAGAUCACUCAGGAGAGAACCCUUGAAUGCAGUAAAUUUACAGAAAACUAUAAUCUGAACUCAAACCUUAUGCAUCCAAGAACUUCUUCAAUUAAAAUACCUCUUAGUUUUGACACACAAGGAAAUAACAUCAAACAUAAUUCAGACUUGAUUUAUUAUCAGGGAAAUUAUAUAAGAGAGAAGCCCUAUGAAUAUAAUGAAUGUGGAAAAAUCUUCAAUCAACAUAUUCUUCUUACUAAUCAUAUUCAUACCAGAGAGAAACCCAGUGAAUGUGAGAAGGCCUUCAGCUACAACUCAUCUCUUACACAACCUCAGAUAGUCCUUACAGGAGAGAAGCCCUAUAAGUGUGAUGAAUGUGGAAAAAGAUUCAGUCAGAGGAUACAUCUUAUUCAACAUCAGAGAAUUCACACAGGAGAAAAACCUUUUAUAUGCAAUGAAUGUGGGAAAGCCUUUCGUCAACAUUCAUCUUUUACUCAACAUCUGAGAAUUCAUACUGGAGAGAAGCCCUAUAAAUGCAAUCAAUGUGGUAAAGCCUUUAGCCGUAUCACAUCACUUACUGAACACUAUAGACUUCAUACUGGAGAGAAACCUUAUGAAUGUAGUUUUUGUGGCAAAGCCUUCAGCCAGAGAACACAUCUUAAUCAACAUGAGAGAACUCAUACAGGAGAGAAACCCUAUAAAUGUAAUGAAUGUGGGAAAGCCUUUAGCCAGAGUGCACACCUUAAUCAACAUAGGAAAAUCCAUAUUCGGGAGAAACUGAGUGAAUAUAAGUAUGAAAAAACAUUAAGCCAUAGUCCUUCCUUUACUCAGCAACAUAUAACUCAUGAUGGAGAAAACCAUAUAAAUUUAUAAAUGUGGGAAAUUUUUUAUCCCAUUCAAUAUCAUAUUAUUCAUAGUGGAGAGAAAGCUUAUAAAUAAAUGUUUACUGCUUACAAACCAAAAAAUUGAGACUUUAAACUACCUAGCAGCAUAUUCCCAGGAGGAGUUAUAAAUAGUGAAAAUAAUUUUAUAAAUAAAAUUAUAUUAGAAGUAAUGUUCUAAAUCUGGUUUUAGAAAAAUUUUUAAAGAAAUAAGCAGAAAUUCUGAAGGCAAUAACUUAUAAUUAUUUACCUGUAAUUCACCUAUACGUUUUAUGGUAUCAGGUUUUUAAAUCGUAUAAACAUUGAUUAUUCAAGGCAAUGCUAUAGUGCAGCCAGUCACAUAAACUUGAAAUAAACAUGAAAGAGUAGUAUUUCUCACACUUAUGUUAUUUGUGUACUUCCUUUAGUUUUUAUUGUAUCUAUUACUCAAUAUUUUUUAUAAAGGGACUCAGGAGUUUUAGCCUUCUAGGUAAUAUCAUUCAGCAUAUAAAACUCACAAUUUAGUUUUUUUUUAAUCAGACAUUACCUGGGAACAGGUAAUGGAGGGAGGGAGUCUCACAAUUUAGUUUUAUAUUCUAAUUAUAUUUGUUCUGUUUUCCAUCAAAAUAAAUGUAUAACUUUUGAAGUUAUAAACAUUCACUAAUGUACCACCCAGAACUUGUAUACCAUCAUUUGAGAAACAAUGUGAUAGGAUAAAGUAAUAUUCUGUUGUUCUUUUAGCAAUCCUUGCAUUAUUUUCAUCAAAUAAAUCCUAGGAUCACUUUGAGAAGAGUCUUAGAAAAGGGUCAUAUUGAUGAACUUUGAAAAAUUGAUUCAGAGAAGUCUGCUUUUCUGUCCUUUUUAUUUUAGCUUUAAAUUUCCCUAUGGCAAAGAUAGAUUUUUGUCUUAAAAGUAUUAUAUCAUAUUUGUAGGUUUGUAUCCCAUUUUUGUGUAAUGACCAGAGGCUAAGAAGCCCCACGCCACCCUACCCCACUGUGAAAGAUGGAAGAGUAAGGAACUAUUCCAGAGGUUGAGCUAUGGUGACAUAUUGAGGCUAAGAGCCUCAAUUUGCUUUACUGGCUUACGUAAAAAAACUAAAGAAGUAAUAUAAUUGGGUUAAUAAUUCAUUUGUUGAAAUACAUUUAUAUAAUAACUUUCUAUGAAAAUAAUUUAAGGAGAUUUAAUUGAUUUUUUGUGAUUACUGCCUUGUUUGACAGAAGUUGCAUUUGAUGUUACAAAGGAUUAUAAAUGUAAACUGUCAUAAACUGUGAGUAGUUGCAAAUAAUGAGGAUGCUUCAGUUUCUUGGUUUCAGAGUUUUCUCUCGGUCUUCUCUGACAUGGCUGAAGAAACCAUGAGUGCAGCCCUCUUGUUUUCUUACCUUUCUCCUAACACAUCUCCCAGCUCUAGAUUUUCCUGAUUUCUUUCUCCUAGUGAAAGGCCUGGAUUUUGUAGGCCUUAAGUCAAAAAUGAAGUGAUUUAAAUUAAAACACGCCUGUGGCUCAGUGAGUAGGGUGUUGGCCCCAUAUACCAAGGGUGGCAGGUUCGAACCUGGUCCCUGCCAAACUGCAACAAAAAAAUAGCGGGGCAUUGUGGCAGGCGCCUGUAGUCCUAGCUACUCAGGAGGCUGAGGCAGGAGAAUCGCCUAAGCACAAGAGCUGGAGGUUGCUGUGAGCUGAGAUGCCACAGCACUCUACCGAGGGCGACAAAAUGAAACUCUGUCUCUAAAAUAAAUAGAUAAAUAAAUACUAAAAUUAAAACAGUAAAAGCCAAAAGAGUAACUCAUUUCAUCACAGAAGUUAAAUCUUUUGAAGUGUAUUUAUGUUCUACACAACAGUGGUUGUAAAGUUGAAAGUAGGUCUUACUACUUGAAUUACUAUGGUCAGGGAGGAUUUCUAAGAUUGUUUUAUUGAAAUAUCUGUGCGAUAGCAAUCAAUUUUCAGGGAAGAUCAAUUCUGAAAAUAUCUUCAGAAGGCAGAGUAUAGAGAACUCAGAAUUCUGGAUGGGAAAGAAUGAGCCAAGGUGAAGUCUCAGACAACAGAGGUAUGUAUUAAAAGAAGUAAAAAUUAGCCAGGUACAGUGGCUCAUACCUGUAAUUCUAGCACUUUGGGAGGUUGAGGCAGGUGGAUGGCUUUAGCUCAGGAGUUUGAGACCAGCCUGAGCAAGAGCAAGACCCCAUCUCUACUAAAAAUAGUAAAACUAGCUGUGGUGGGUGCCUACAGUCCCAGCUGCUUGGAAGGCUGAGGCAAGAGGAUCACUUGAGCCCAAAAGUUUGAGGUUGCAGUAAGCUAUAAUACCAAUGUACUCUAACCAGGGCGACAGAAUGAGACACUGUCUCAAAAAUAAUAAUAAUAAUAAUAAUGAAUAAUUACAGUUGAUAAAAGCUUUGAUCAAAGACUAAUUUUGCAAUCAGAAAAAAACUUGAAUAUAACAGUUCUAGGGGCUCUAGUACAAGGCAGUGUAUCUUAACAUAGAUUAAAAAAACAAGAACAAUGUGGAAUUUUCAGAAGAGGAUUAGCAGAACUCAGUCCCAGAAAAGAAGUGUCUGAACUGAACCAGACCAUAUUUGGCCAAGGAUUUUCACCAAUUCUUCAUAAACAGGAAUUAUAAAUUAAGAUCCUCUUAUAUAUUCCUUAGUGUCAUAAAUGAUUAUAUUUGUACAGAUUCAUUCUCAUGUUGUCUUUUGUUUUUUUGUUUGUUUCUUUUAAACACUGACUUAAGAUAUAAAUAUAUCAUGAAGUCAUUAAUUUACCUGCAAAAUGAAAAUUUUUAGAAUUUUUAAAAAAUGAACAUUUCAUCAAAAUCAACCUAAAAUGUCAGAUUCUAUUAAAUGUUUUAAAUACUUUAAGGAACAGAAAAGACACACCCAGAAUGUCACCAUAAUUAUACCAAAACCAAUUAUAAAUAUGUUAACCCCAUGGAUUUAAUUUUUUUUUCUUAUCCUUAUUUCAGCACUGUCCCAGGGUUCUAAUUUUCUAUGUUUCUAGUUUUAGGUUGUUAUACUAUGUACUCUUUAUGCCUUCCUCAAGUUUCAGUAAUCUUACCAGACUCAAAAUAGUAAUAUCUUCUUAGACAAACUAAGUUGCAUUAGCAACAAGCUGAUCCUUGGGUCAUCCAUAAGACCUACUUUCACAGACCAAAUGACUUUUCUUGCAUUCCCUUUUAUAACAAAACAACCCUAGUUAUAUCAUGGGACAUUUUAAGACCUUUUGUAUAGAUUUUAAAUUUUUGAGAUUUGAACCUUUUUCUUUUUUUUUUUUUUUUGAGACAGAGUCUUACUUUGUCACCCCCAGUAGAGUGCUGUGGUGUCACAGCUCACAGCAACCUCCAACUCUUGGGCUUAAGCGAUUCUCUUGCCUCAGCCUCCCAGGUAGCUGGGACUAUAGGCACCCAACCACAAUGACUGACUAUUUUUGGUUGCAGUUGUCAUUGUUUAGCAGGUGCAGGCCAGAGUCGAAUCCUCUACCUUCAGUGCAUGUGGCCAGUGCCCUUAGUCACUGAGCUACGGGUGCCAAGCCAAGAUCUGAACUUUUCUAAAAACCUUCUGCCCAUUGUCUGUCGUCUUAAUAAAAUGAUCUUACUGGCUAGUAUUAUUUAAAGUCUUUAUAUACCUUAUUGGUAUAAUUAAUAAGGCCAUUCAGCUUCUUCCUGAAUAAUGCAGUUUUGUAGUCAGUUUCUGUUUGACUACUUUAGCAUUUUGAAACACCAUUGAAUCCUCUUUCUACUUUGUUAUUAUUGUAUGUGAUCACUAGAGCUGAUUAACUGUUGAACCAUCUUUCUCCUUUGUCUAAGUAACCAUUCAGUUCUUCCUAUUUCUUGAUAUGCUCUCAACUUUUCCCAGGAUUACUUACUUGGCUUGCCCAGAACUUAGCAAGAAAAAAAAAAUAUUUUUAUGAUGAAUAAUGGAUUAUAUAUAGCAUAUUAUAAUUAUCCUUUUAUUUUACAAAUGCAUUUUAACACACUUAAAUAUAUUAACUUUGCUCUUGAGUGUCUUUAUGAACACUUGGUUGCUUAUGUAAUCAUCUAAUUCCAAUUAACCGUUGUUUUUUUAUUUUCUAAUUAAAGCUUUAAUUGUAAAACAGAGUAUAACGUAAGUUAAAUCAAAAUAAACCCUAGUAAAUGUUUAUAAAUUAGGUGUAUCUGAUUUUCUUAAGUUCUUCAAAUAUCCAAUGUAGCUUUCUUUUUUCUUUUUUUUUGUUUAAUUAUUGUUAUUCCUUUAUUUAAUUUUCCCCAUGAAUUAUAUAAGCUUAGUUAUAUAACUUUUAUUAAAAAAUAUGGAACGCUUCACGAAUUUGCGUGUCAUCCUUGCGCAGGGGCCAUGCUAAUCUUCUCUGUAUCAUUCCAAUUUUAGUAUAUGUGCUGCCGAAGCGAGCACUCUUUUUUCUUUUUUUGAGACAGAGUCUCACUUUGUCAUCUCCGGUAGAGUGCCGUGGCGUCAUAGCUUACAGCAACGUCAGACUCUUGGGCUCAAGCAAUUCUCUUGCCUCAGCCUCCCAGGUAGCAGGGACUACAGGCACCUGCCACAAAGCCUGGCUAUUUUUAGAGAUGAGGUCUUGGUCUGGCUCAGGCUGGUCUGAACUCCUAAGCUCAAGUGAUCCACCCACCUUGGCCUCCCAGAGUGUUAGGAUUACAGGCGUGAGCCACAGUGCCUGAACUCAAUGAAGAUUUUUUAAAGUUAAAAUAUUAUAUUAAGGAACGUUAAACAAGUACAUAAUUUAAAAAGUCAUGUAACACUAAAAAAUAGCAUUUUCUACUCUAUCCCCUCCUAAAUGCAACUCCCCAGAGGCA
Molecule: messenger RNA, 6728 nt
Organism: Nycticebus coucang (slow loris)
Lineage: Eukaryota; Metazoa; Chordata; Mammalia; Primates; Lorisidae
Gene: ZNF713
Product: zinc finger protein 713
Exons: 5
Coding region: 588-1955 (455 amino acids)
Biological process (GO): negative regulation of transcription by RNA polymerase II
Cellular component (GO): nucleus
Molecular function (GO): RNA polymerase II cis-regulatory region sequence-specific DNA binding; DNA-binding transcription repressor activity, RNA polymerase II-specific
Source: RefSeq, a predicted model, not a curated record